Molecule: messenger RNA, 891 nt
Organism: Staurois parvus
Lineage: Eukaryota; Metazoa; Chordata; Amphibia; Anura; Ranidae
Source: the annotation of a GenBank genome assembly
AUGAGAGCCGUGGACCUCCAUUCAUCAUAUUUGAAGUCUGAAGAAGAACCAUUGUUUGAAAGGUCCAGAGUGGGUAUUGAAAUUGCCCAAAACUUCGGACCUGUAAGAGUUACAAACUGUGCUGAAAGGCCUUUAAUUCAAAAGCCGAAAUGUCAACCAGGAAUGAAGUCCACCUUUCCAAGUGGCUACUAUUUCAGUAAUACUUGGAAUCCUGCCUACUGCACCAUGACCACCUACAAGACUACAGAGGACUUUGUGAAGUGCCUACAGGGGAAGAAACUUUUCCUGAUCGGAGAUUCAACAUUACGACAGUUCAUCAUGCACUUCACGGAGGGCAUUAGCAUUGUAAAAUAUUUUCGUCAUCAUCAGACUGGAUGGAGCUCAUGGGAGAAGACACUUGAGGCUAUAAACAUGGAAAAAGAUAUCUAUAUAUCGUAUAAAAGGCAUGGGUUUCCCCUCGAGAGCUUUGAGUUCUACUACUUCAUGGAGGACAUGUACACGAGCCGCCAGAUUGACAGACAAGGAGGAGGAAAGGACACCAUCCUUGUCAUUACCAUGGGACAACACUUCCGACAGUUCCCUCUGAAAAUUUUUAUCAGACGGGCACUUAAUAUCCGCAGAGCUGUGGAACGCCUUUUCCUCCGGAGCCCAGAAACCAAGGUUAUCAUCAAAACGGAAAACACCAGAGAAAGAAAUGCUGCGCCAGAAAGAACUGGAGAUUUUAAUGGUUAUUCUCAAUACCUGGUGCUUAAAGAGGUUUUCCAAGGGGUCAAUGUGGGCUUCGUGGAUGCCUGGGACAUGACGGUUGCUUCAGCCACAGAGUCUGUUCAUCCUUCGGGGUAUACGUUUGAAAGUAUUAUGAGCCUGACAUUCAGUUUUGCUUGUUCAUGA